CCUUGUAUACAAGAGAUGUACCACAAGGAGGAAGAGCGUUGUGGUGUCACCGAAAAGCAGAAGAAGAAAUUCAAGAAAAUGCAAGGGAAGUUGUCACAUGAGUGGGAGGUACGUGUGCCAGCGUCAAUCGUGUGGGAAACGUAUGGCACGCUUGAACUGGGAAAGGUGGUGGCCCAACUGCUCCCAAACCUCAUAGAAAAGGUAGAACUUGUAGAAGGCGACGGAGGCGUUGGCACCGUCCUUGCACUCACCCUCCCCGAAGGAACUCCGGGAUUCAAUUUCUACAAAGAGAAGUUUACAAAGAUCGACCACGAGAAUCGUGUGAAAGAGACCGAAGUGGUCGAAGGCGGGUACUUGCUAUUCGGGUUUACCCUUUAUCGGGUCCGCUUGGAAAUCAUCGAGAAAGAUAACGGUACGUCCAUCAUCCGAUCGUCGGUUGAGUAUGAAAUUGGAGAAGGUUCUGCAGCUGACCCGUCCAUCGUCUCUACUAAGGCGCUGGAGGUGAUGGCCCAGGUCGUCGGCAGAAAUCUUGAAGAGAAGAACGCUAGCGUUGGCAAUGCCUAAGAAAUUCAGAGAAUUUUUCAAGUUGUUCUUCUUAUGAUUUGGGUGCGUUUGGAUUCUCAAUCGAACUGAAUUGCAAUAAUUCUAAUAAAAUAUGAGGAAUUAGCAAGGAGUA
Molecule: messenger RNA, 676 nt
Organism: Magnolia sinica
Lineage: Eukaryota; Viridiplantae; Streptophyta; Magnoliopsida; Magnoliales; Magnoliaceae
Product: norbelladine synthase-like
Exons: 2
Coding region: 16-564 (182 amino acids)
Biological process (GO): abscisic acid-activated signaling pathway; defense response
Cellular component (GO): nucleus; cytoplasm
Molecular function (GO): protein phosphatase inhibitor activity; abscisic acid binding; signaling receptor activity
Source: RefSeq, a predicted model, not a curated record